AUGAGGACUGGAUCUCCUUCGAUUGACUCCCUCUCGGCUCCGGACCAGAUCCAAACAGAGUCUGAUAUCCCCCACAGCUCUGCCAAUGCCCCAACCCUUCCAUCGGGCCAGGAAGAAGAUGAACCAAAUCGUCCAUCGGACCGCCAAAACCGAUGGAUCGACGGUAUCCGCAACAUCUGCAAUGAUGCCAACCGACUUCUGUGCUUAUUAGUCAUCAUGGCAAACAUUGCAGCGUCCAUCUGGCUUUUUUGCACGGAGAAGGACCUUAUCAAAAUCAACCCAUGGGAUUUGAUCACCGCUGCGAGCGCAAAUUUGCUUGUCAGCACAAUUGCCCGACAAGACAACAUUCAGAUUAUUCUGCUGCAACUUGCAUGGCUUCUUCCUCAUACCACACCCUUGCAUCUGCGCCGCAUGGUCGUGACACUCUACGAGAAUGGCCUACACUCUGUUUGUGGCGUGGCAGGCUCAGUUUGGCUCACUGCAUUUACAGUGCUACUCGCCUUCCAGCUCGAGCAUCUAUUAUCCACAUCCGUAGCGGUUCUCGCAACAGCCUAUGUCCUGCAAAUGCUGUGCAUGACUAUUUUAGUCUGCGUGUACUCAAACUUCAAAUCGAGACAUCCCAAGUUGUUUAUGAUAACACAUCGUCUCAUUGGAUGGAUGAUAGUGUUACUCCUAGGGGUCGAGCUCAGUCUUCUGGCCUCCAUCACAAGGUCUGUACGCACAGAUUCCAUCGGAAAAAUCCUGACGUCACAACCUUCCUUCUGGUUCCUUGUCAUCAUCUGCAUGUACUCAAUCUCCCACCGGUUUGCCGUUGGGGUAUGGCUUUGCAGCCAACUAACACCGCGCUCUCAAUCACAACUUGAAGAUGGUGAGACAACUGAGUCUGUAUCUGUAGCACACGCGUACAGCCUGAACAAUCCGUUUCGCGAAGGUUUUAGAGCAGGGAUCCGAGCGGCAGAGAUCGAGCAGCGUACAGGCGGAAUGGUCACCAUGCUGCCGGCCAACACCUGGAACAGGGCAAGCGUCGAGGACUCUAGAUCAUCCCACUUGGUUGAAUGGUUUCCGAGAUCCAGAAUCCUUGGAAUGUCGUUUAUCUUCAAAAGUGUCAUUAUCGUCUCUACGGGCGUAAGCACCGUACCUUGUCUGUCAAUUCUGGCUUCCCCACAUCGUCGCACACGGUGCCGCGUUCUGUGGUGCUCGCCCAGUCCCAUGGAUAUUCCUGGACAGGAAAUUGUGGAUUGUGUGAAGGGCGUUGAUCCAUAUGCGGCUAUCAUUGAUACAAUGAGGCAGGGAAUGCCGAGUCUCGCGUCACUUGCACAUCCCAUGUAUCUCGAAGCACAGGCGGAGGCUGUGCUUGUCAUCAGUACCCCGAGUCUGGCCAAAGAGGCCUUAUCUGAGCUGGAGAGUCGUGGCGUUCCUGCGUUUGGUACAAUGCGGAACUCAUGA
Molecule: messenger RNA, 1446 nt
Organism: Periconia digitata
Lineage: Eukaryota; Fungi; Ascomycota; Dothideomycetes; Pleosporales; Periconiaceae
Source: the annotation of a GenBank genome assembly